AUUCAAAACAUUCUGAUGUUUCUAAAACUUCAUCAAACACUGGGAACAAAUUUCAUAUUGAUGAAAUACCUCCACCAAUCAUCUUGGUGUUAAACUCUCCAGGAGAGGCCGCCGCAGAGGAGAGGGAGGUUGGUGAGGAAGGGAAGGAGGCUGGUAAAGAGGGUCGAGAGGCUGGAGAGGAAAUGCGCCAAGAACUAGACGUAUCAGCUGAUGAAAAUAUACAAACUGAAACUGUGAACGAAGGAUGGCACGCCAGGAGUCUGGCAGUUGAAGGAUAUAAUCCCAUGGUAAACUGCUUAAUAUCAAGUAAACACAAUAAACAGAGGUAUCUUUACUGUCCAAGCUUAGAAUCUAUGUACAAGGAGGGGAAAGGUCUUUGUUGUGGAGAUAUUGAUUCAAGAUAUUGUUGUAGCACAAAGGAAUGGAGAGCAACCCAGUUGAAGGAUACAGGAAACAUAAAACAGAAUUUUCACGAACAUGAGACUGAGACCUUGGGUGAGCAUAUAAAAGCAGAUGUUGAGGAAAUAGAAGAAUCCCUGCCUGGAUGGGCGAUUGCUCUUAUUACCAUAGGUUGUCUGCUGCUGGGAGCUGUACUGCUGUAUAUUUUAUUCUGUGUACUGUACAAGUUUCUGUGUUGCUCCGUACACCUUUUGUGCUGCUGUUGCUGCUCAGACCCGGAGAAAAAUGAAGAACAUUCCGUUCUUAUACGGGAAACCCACCAUCAUAAUCAUCAUACCCACUACCAGGCAGCUCCCCUUCCUCCUCCCACCAUGUACCAAGUGGUAUCCCAACCUGUACAAGCUGUACCAGCCUUGUACGCGAAUGUAACGAGUAUGCCUCCGAAUAGUCCGCCUCCGAGAUACGAGCAGCCUACACUGUAUCCCAAGUUAUCUUAAGAUUACAAAGGUCGUCUUUUCAUUGGCCAUUGCUUCUAUUCAUAAUUUGUUAAUUAUUUGAAAAAUUGAAAGAAAGAAAAACUUUA
This is a messenger RNA of Eurytemora carolleeae, 982 nucleotides long. RefSeq lists its product as uncharacterized. Lineage: Eukaryota; Metazoa; Arthropoda; Copepoda; Calanoida; Temoridae. The record is from RefSeq and is a predicted model, not a curated record.